This is a messenger RNA of Phymastichus coffea, 3432 nucleotides long. It is a transcript of the gene Arp1, whose product is annotated as actin-related protein 1. The coding region runs from base 2321 to 3310 and encodes 329 amino acids. Lineage: Eukaryota; Metazoa; Arthropoda; Insecta; Hymenoptera; Eulophidae. The transcript has 11 exons. The record is from RefSeq and is a predicted model, not a curated record.
AGAUUUUUAUUUGCCCAAUUCAAAUUUAUUAACAGAUUAAUUUGCCCAUCAUUUGUUUCUUCGCAAAAAAUUGAUAAAAACAAUUUUUUUUUCCCUACUAUUUCAAAUAUCUGUAUCUCUUAUAUUAAACGAUAUUUUUGAGCAUACUAAAUUGUAAAAAAUUGCCCCGGCCUGAUUAAAUUUGCCCACUUGACUGAUAUUAAAAAUAUUCAAUAGAUUAUUUUCUAAAACUGAAAAAUCAUAAUUGAUAAUAACAAUUUACUACAGUGUACAGGAUUUGUGCACUGCGUAUGUUCAGAAUGAAGGCCGUAACUUCGAGUUACGAAAGUUAUAUGCAUGCAUGUUUACUGGACUGCUGUCGACUGCCCUGCACUACCAUAUUGCUUUUUGUUAUAAAGGUGUUGUAGGAGACAAAACGUUUCUAUACUUAACGAAGUCGUUUCUUUCAAUCCAGUUGGUAUUUGAUAAACAAUAAGCUACAUAAUGUCCAAUUCCUUGAGAAUCAUAAGGUGGAAUAUAUUUUACUAUUCCACAUAGCACAAACAUUUGAUGUUGUAUUGUCAAUAUUCGUGGCACAGCUUCGAAAUCAGUAGUGAACUUUUCUGAAUCCAAAUUCAGUUCAGAUUCUGGAUACGUUGAUUUUCUGUAUGCUUCAUCGGUGUCAAUCCAUAAGUAAGGCCCUAAGAUGAAGUACGCUCUUGCUGCAAGUACAAACUAAUUUCAGGAAUUGGGCGGACAUGUACUCCUCUGGGCUUCUCAGCUAUUUCAUUGACAGAGCUCUGGCCAACAACAUAUCAGCUUCAAUGUCACGGCAAUGCAUAACAAGAAAUUUAUCUGCUCGCACAAUUGUAUUUUUCAUAGAAGCUUUGACAUCUCCAAUACAUGCUUCCUUGUGAAGAUUUUGGAAAUACGGUUGCAUCACAUUAGUCCAGCAAACAAAAUCUUUGGAGAGUUCCAUCAAUCUAUUUCCAAAAUCUGGAACGAACAAGUGGCAGUGGUCAAUGGCAGUGGUCAACUUGAUGAACAAGAUGAAAUAAAAAAAUCAGAACAAUAUGCGGCAUUCGAAUACUUAACAGAUUUGGAUUGAUCAACAAAGAGGAAACAAAACAAAUUCGAAAAGCUUAUAGACGGACUUCGCACUGGCUGUCAGAUACUUAAUUCUUUUGUUUUAAACGUGCCAAAUUCAAAAUUCGCAUCUCAUAAAAAUAUGAAUUUUGCAUGUAAAGGAUAAUAAAUUAAUAAUAUCUGCUUUUGUAUUAUACAGAAAUGCUAUAAUUGUUACGCUUCUCUGAUGUGUAUUAUAAAAUUGAAAAUGAUGACUUAUAGGAAAAUAACUUGUAUAUAAAUAUUUAGAAAUAGAUUGAAGCUCAAGUUUUGUUAAUUUUAAUUUUAUCAAGUGUGAUCAGAUCAGUAUGUUCAAAUUUAUAUUAAAAAGUUAAGUGAGUUUUGUAGUAAACUUGCUUACACUUUUCUUUAUUAUUUUCAUUCAAAAAUUACGUCACCAAGAAAAAAAUGAAUUUCAAAUAUUUCGUCAAUUUCAACAGAUCUUUGUAUCGGUGUCUAAUCGCAAAACACGCUUUCUUGAAUAAUAAUGAAAAGGUAAUUUGGAGUUUUAAUUGUGGAAUUACAUUAAAAUAUUUUGUUCACACCCAUCAAGUUUUAUUAAUCGUUUUAUUUUUUAUUGUAUUUUACAAAAUUCAUGCAUACUGUACUGUAUCUGUAUUUUUAGGUUUUGGUGGUGAAUCACUAUAGUUGUUACUACAGAAGUUUAAAAAUAUCAACAAAUUGUGGUCAUUUCUAAUCAUUGCAACGAUUACCGAAAAUCGUUCGACUCGCGUGGGUUAAUAAGCGGCUGAGCGGUAUAGCCGCGAUCGGUUCGAGAGAGAGAGAGGGCGCGUAGGGGCAAUGACCGGGAGGGGAGAGUUCGGUAGUCAGUAUGACUGUGUCACUCAGUCCGGCUACGUCGAGCUAACCCUUUCGAGCCGUCAACGCGUUUUGUGGUCGUGCGAGAAAGGAGGUUUCCCCGAGUGUCGCAGAACUUGAGUGUGGUGUGCUGAGUGCGGAGAGAGCAGCAGGAAAUCCGGCGAAAAGACAACGUGCGCACACACAGCAGCAACACCAACAAUAACAACAACAACAGAAGCGGCAGAGUAGCGAGCAGGGGAGCAGCGAAUCUGCGACUUGCGUAUCGGAUACGGUUGGCCACCGUAUCCUAUUCUAUCUCGCGGGUUCUGGUGUCGUGAAGGCUGGUUUUGCUGGUGAUCAAGUGCCUAAAUGCAGAUUUCCUAAUUACAUUGGAAGACCAAAGCAUACAAGAGUUAUGGCAGGUGCGUUAGAAGGAGAUUUCUUUGUCGGUCCUGUCGCUGAAGAACAUCGUGGAUUACUGUCUCUCCAUUAUCCAAUGGAGCAUGGUAUAGUUAAUGAUUGGAAUGACAUGGAACGCAUUUGGUCUUAUGUUUAUAGUAAAGAUCAAUUGUCAACAUUUAGCGAAGAGCACCCAGUUUUAUUGACUGAAGCACCUCUCAAUCCUUGGAAAAAUCGUGAAAAAGCGGCAGAACUAUUUUUUGAAUCAUUCAAUGUUCCAGCAUUAUUCGUUUCAGUACAAGCAGUUCUAAGUUUGUAUGCUACAGGACGAACUACUGGUGUAGUUCUUGAUGCAGGUGAUGGUGUAACUCAUGCAGUUCCAAUAUACGAAGGCUUUGCAAUGCCCCAUAGUAUUAUAAGAAUAGAUGUUGCUGGUCGUGACGUCACAAAUUAUAUGAAAUUGCUGUUAAAAAAAGAAGGAAUAAACUUAAAUACUACUGCAGAGUUUGAAAUAAUAAGAACUUUGAAAGAGCGAGCUUGCUACUUGGCAAGUAAUCCGCAAAAAGAAGAAUCUGUUGAUACGGAAAAAUUUACUUUUAUGUUACCAGAUGGUAGUCAUAUAGAGAUUGGUCCUGCAAGAUUCCGUGCUCCUGAAGUAUUAUUUAGACCAGAUUUAUUAGGAGAAGAGUUUGAGGGAUUACAUGAAGUUUUAAUGUACUCAAUCCAGAAAUCAGAUUUGGAUUUGAGAAAAGUUUUAUUCCAGAAUAUUGUUCUUUCCGGCGGUUCUACAUUGUUUCGGGGAUUUGGUGACAGAUUAUUGUCAGAAAUACGCAGGAUGGCACCAAAAGAAGUUAAAAUUAGAAUAUCAGCACCUCAAGAGCGUUUAUACAGUACUUGGAUAGGUGGUUCUAUACUAGCAUCAUUAGAUACAUUCAAAAAAAUGUGGGUCAGUAAACGUGAAUACGAUGAAGAAGGGCGACGAGCAAUUCACCGUAAAACUUUCUAAUAUAGAAUCCUAUAGUAUAGCUACACGUGACUUACUUUUUAUAUAUUUAUGAAUAAAAUAUAAUAAAAAAAUUAUUGAUAUAAUAUGAAGUUUGAUUAAAAAGUAUCAGAAUAUAACCCCGA